Molecule: messenger RNA, 996 nt
Organism: Ustilaginoidea virens
Lineage: Eukaryota; Fungi; Ascomycota; Sordariomycetes; Hypocreales; Clavicipitaceae
Exons: 2
Coding region: 1-996 (331 amino acids)
Biological process (GO): kinetochore assembly; mitotic sister chromatid segregation
Cellular component (GO): nucleus
Source: RefSeq, a predicted model, not a curated record
AUGGACCAACCGACGCGAAACUCCGAGGCUGAAGUCUAUGCUGCCAACCUCAACUUUACUCUCAAGGAGCUGCAACGCCGUGUGCGUGAGCAUCAAGAGGAGCUGGAUAGACUGCGCUCAGCCCAGCCCGAUGCUGCUAUGCUGUCGGCAGAGGGCCAAGCCCUCGUGAUCAAAGAUGCCCUCAACAGCAUCAACGCUUCGGAGCCGUUUCUCCCCUUUGCCGGCUCCGUCCUCCCGGCGCUUCUGGCCCAGCGGCGCACCCAUCAAACCAUCUCAGAAUCCAAGGCAUAUCUCGGGUCGGAAGCCGCGUCGGCAGACAGCGAGCGGAAGCAGCUGGAGUCGGACCGCGCCGCCCUCAAAGACCAGCACCUGCUCACGGAAGCGCUGACGUCGCGCCUCUCCGCGCUGCGCGCCGAACUCCGAUCCAAGGCGGAAAUGAGACCCGAGGACAGCGCCCGCGAGAAGAUGGACCAGCUGCGCGCCCGGGACAAGACGUACGUCAGGGAGACGCGCAAGCUGAUGAAGGCGCUGGGCGACUUCACCGACACCCAGCUCGCGCCUAUGCUGGCGGCGGAGGAACUGGGCGGCCCGGUGGUGGGGGACGUCAUGGAGAUCGACCCGGACGAGCUGGCUGCCGGGUUUGAUGAAAAGGGCAAGCUGAGGAAGUCCAAGGCCGGCGGCGGCGGUGACGCGGAUAAGCGGCAGAGGAGGAUUGACGAGAUAUGGGGGCCGGCGACCAGAAACCCUGCGAGGCAGGCAGAGGCACCUGACGGCCAAGAGGAGAUUGCCAUUGCGGGAAGGGAGAUGCGCGGCCUGAUGGAGGAGCUGCUCAACAGACUGGCAAAAGCAAAAGGGGACAAUUCUGCUUCCUACGUCGUCCUGGAGAGGGAGUCCGCCGCGGCGAGGUUCCUCGUCAGAUCCAAGGUGGCCCAGUUCCACCCAAAGGACGCCAACAAGCUAAGGUUGAUAGAUUUCGGCAGAGACUUGGAUGACUGA